AUGGUUUUAAUGACAAUGAUUGCUAGAGUCGUGGACGGCCUGCCUUUAGCCGCUACUAUGCAAGAAGAUGAACAGAGUGGCUGCAAUAUAUUGGAGUACCAAAACCAAGCAAAAAUGCUGUUUAGAAAACUAGGGCCACAAUCACCGAUACGCUGUUCCAUUGAGACUGGACCCUACCUCUUCCACUAUUUAAUAGAGAAUGAGAUCUGUUACUUGGUUCUGUGUGAAAGGAAUUAUAGUAAGCGACUUGCAUUCAGUUACUUAGAAGAAAUCGCUCAAGAGUUCUACCAGCAGUACGGAAAAAGAGUUAAUACAGUCACUAGGCCGUACACAUUCAUCGAGUUUGACACGUGGAUGCAGCGCGCCAGGAAGCAGUAUGCCGAGGGCGGCGCCCGGGCACGGCGUUCCGGGGCAACCGCGCAGCUCGGAGGCCAGCUUGGUGAUGUGCAGCGCAUCAUGAUGCAGAACAUUGAUGAUGUACUGCAACGAGGAGCUGUGCUAUCCGAGUUGGAUACGAAAACACAAAACUUGUCAAUGAUGUCACAGAAAUACAAGAAAGACGCCACAUACCUAAACACAAAGUCCAUGCUAGUGAAGGUCACAGCGGGCGCAGUUAUAUUAUUAGUGUUUAUAUUAUACUUUUGGGUGCUUUAG
Molecule: messenger RNA, 654 nt
Organism: Parnassius mnemosyne (clouded apollo)
Lineage: Eukaryota; Metazoa; Arthropoda; Insecta; Lepidoptera; Papilionidae
Source: the annotation of a GenBank genome assembly